Coniosporium apollinis CBS 100218 is the source of this 2904-nucleotide messenger RNA. RefSeq lists its product as uncharacterized. The transcript is spliced from 2 exons. Bases 1 to 2904 code for a protein of 967 amino acids. The record is from RefSeq and is a predicted model, not a curated record. NCBI's taxonomy places the organism in Eukaryota, Fungi, Ascomycota, Dothideomycetes.
AUGCAGAUGCACGACGACACCCUGAGCUUGAACACUCAACAGCAAUAUUUCGGAUACCCAUCUCCUUCCUCGAACUCGAUUGGCGGACAAACGCCGAGCGUCGGCAGCCCUAGCUGGUCCCCUAGAAGCCCCCAGCAUGGUGUAUCGCCUCGAAUACCACCACCGGACGCGCUGCUGAAGGGCUACAAGCGGACGAUGAACGGCACGAACGCGGUCGCGGGGCAAGACGAUGGCGGACCCAGCAGGUCUUCCCGGCUCGACACUAGCGACAGCGUAGCCAUGCAUCUUCUCCUCGAGACUGCGAUGGCAGACAGCCAGAACUUCCGUAUUCAGUCCUUCGAAGAGGUGGAAGAGCUCAAGAAGACACAGUUCGCAAUAUCAUCGCGCAUGUCAGCAGUAAGGCAAAAACUGGCGCUUGAAUCAAAGGUCAGAGAUGCAGCAAAAUCGCUCCAGCGCCUAUACUCGGAGAAGGGCCGGACGCCGAGUGCAGGCAGCAUAUCGAAGCCGGGCUUAAACAGGAGGACCAGUCUCUUGAGUAGUCGGGGCAGCAUCAGCACUGGCAGGCCCGAUUCUCUGCACCAAACGGAAGACGAGCUUGCUGCUAGCUCGAAGAAGGUCGACGAACUCUCGCGGGAGCUCUGGCAACUGGAAACGCAGCAUCGAGAUGUCCAAUACCAGCUUCUUCGGCAUACGGCUGGGAUAUUGCAGAUGGCGGCGAACCAGCAGCGCCCGUCCAAGUUGAAGCAGCUCCAAGCGUUUAUGGGCACUGCGCGAGACGGCCAACCGGACAGUCCAGGCAGUACCUUCAAGUUCGGGAACGAAGUGGCAAGCGGGUCGCUGGCAGUGGACGACGACUUCGACGAUCGGAGCCUGUACCAGUCGCCAGAUGCACUGGAUGGUGUUAUGGACAGGUUCGGGAAGCGCCGGUCUUCUAGAGCUUUCCCAGAGGACAUGUCAGGGAGCCUCCAAACUCAAAAUCAGCAUCUGGUAGCUAUUGGAGAACGGCUUGAGGCGUUCAAUGAUCGCAUGCGAGAGCUCAUAACCGGACUGAACUCAGAGAUUGGCCAAACGUACGCCACACGACCGGAAUCCGGUUCAGGCGCUACGACUGCACAGCCAAUGUCCGAAAUCACGCAGCAGCUGGAUAAUCUAGACAAGGGACUGCAUUACAUAAGUGUCGAGCAAGCGGAUUUGCAACGCAAAGCAGCCGAGGCCCUGCGGAGCAACUCUGGCCAGCUCGAGCAUCUUAACCAUCAGAUUUACGACAUGAUCCGCGCCUCAGACGCUGAGAUUGAAGACCAGGUUCCAGUACCUCCGCCGCCAGAUGAGGAUACGGCAAACCAGCUUGACUAUCUAGAAGAAAGCCUGCAGACGCUCAAUAUCCUCCACCAGGACUUGUCCGUCUUACUACACGCCAAGAGUAAGACUGCUACCGAGCAGAGCGAGCAGUACGAAGCUGUACUGGCAAGCCUCUGGUCCAUGAUCAUCUCCAGCGAAGAAAAGGCCAGGCAGCAUCACCAGAACCGACGAGAAAUGCUCGGAAUGAAUACAGAUCUAGCCGCCGACGACGAUGACCUCUCCGAUGAGCCCGGCUCUCCCAUCGGCGACGGUUCCUUCUCGCUGCCCGCGUUCUCAGCGAAAGUCCAGUGGCUACACAGCCGCGCCAUCUCCCUCGCUGAGCAAAAGGCGAUCCUGAAGCGCCAGAUUAAGCAGCAGCGAGAGCUGAACCACAAAUCUGACACCGAAAAGGACGCCGAGAUCGCCUCACUCACCGCGCAGCUAGGACAAGCUUCCUUGGGCCACACGAACGCCGGCAGCGCACUUGCGCAGCUGGAGCGGGAACUCAACCACGCGCGAGAGGCGAUGGCCCGGCUGCACAGCAAGGAAGACGAGGAUCGGGACGCUAUCGCGAAGGCGGAAGAGCAUGUUGCGGCACUGACGGCAGAUCUAGAGGAUGCAAGAGACGACGCGAGGAUCGCGGUUGCGGAGUGGCAAGCCAAGCUCGCGGACGCCGAGGCAAGAGCGUCUGGCGCAGCGGCCGCGGAGGCACGGAGUGGGGAGUUGGCCCAGGAGCUCGAAGCGCACCGCGCACGCACCGCGGAGCUGGAGCACGGCCUGCAGGAAACGGAGCAGAGGCUCGCAGAGCUGGAGACACUAGACCAGCGCCUUCAAGCCACGACCGCCCAGCUCUCGGCCUCGCAAACCGAGCUCCUCGCUCUGCAUCACCAGCUCUCCGAAAAGACCACCGAAGCAGCCAGAGCCGCAACCGAGCUCCACGAACUAGAGUCCGAAGUCGUCCGCCUAACAACCGACCUGACCGUCUCACGCGCCGAGCUUGACGGCGCCUACGGCACCCGUGCUCAGCGCGCCGCCGAGGUCGCCGCGAACCCCGAAAUUAAGCGCGAGCUGGACGAGCUGGGCGCCCACAACCUCGCGCUGCAGACCGAGCUCGACACUCUACGGGCCUCGGAGGUUGAGAAAGCCGAGCGUACCAAACAGCUCGAGGUAGAGCUGCAGGGCCUGCUGCGAGGGUUCGAGGCCCUAACGCGUGCGGGUCUUGAGGCGGAGCGCGAGAGGGAGAAGUUGGAGGGCGUGGUUGAUGGGUUGAGGGAGGGGGUUGAGGGCCUGGAGGCUAGGCUGGCGGAUGAGAGGGUUAGGUGGCUUGGGAUUAGGAGUCCGGGUGGUGGGGGAGGGGGGGAUAGACCUGGUGCGGGCGUCGUCGCGGAUACGAUGAGGAAUGAGUUUAGGAAGAUGAUGAAGGAGACGAGGGCGGAGUUUGCGAGGGUCUUGAAGGCUGAGACGGACGAACGGAAGAGGCUGGAGAAUCUCGUCAGGGCGAUGCGGAGGGAGCACCUGCAGCCUGGCCCGGGGAAGUCGGGACUUAGUCACAGCACCACGGCGUAG